UGUUGCCCAGCACGAUUUUUUUAUUUGGAAUGGAAUGGAUCUUUUUGUCAUCGAAAUGUCAUUCAAUACAACGUUGAUUUUUUCCUCCCACCUCACCAGUUUCCCCUCAAUCUGACCGAAUUGUCCUGUCAUACCAUUUCAAAGUUAAUGUAAUUUUACAACAUUAAAUUAUUUUAGUUAGUUUUUCGUUACUUUUUAAUGUUUAUAAUCGAAACAAAGAAAAAAUACCAUAAAAAGAAGAUUUCUUAGAAAAGCCAAGUUUAGGGCCUUUGGCCCCAGCCCCGGGCUGUAGAAACGUGGUAACAUCUAAAAAGAAUCUAUUAAAAGUCUACGCCAAAUUCCAUCCACACAAGUAUUUCAUAAGUGUUCGUAACCAUGUCUCAGUGGAAUAAUUCAUACGCUUAUAACAACCAAUAUCAAGGUGCUAACAAUUGGGAAGGUGAUAUGAAUGGUCAGUACGCAAAUCAAGUCUAUUAUCCCAACAGGCAGUACGACUCCGGCAAUCAGUAUGUGAGCUUCAAUGAGUUUCUGUCUCAGAUGCAAUCUAACGAUGCCACGCCAUCAAACGCGUCCAACUACAAUAACGCACAGUAUCAAAAUCUUGAGUUCAAUUAUCAGAACAUGCCAUCCUCAUCACAAAAUACACAGGGGGACUCAUAUUAUGGAACUAACUCUUCCAAUGGAGCGGAAUAUAAUCAAAACCAAUACAGCGCUGUUCCAACUGCAGAGCCUACUUCAACUAAUUAUUCUAACGGUGAAGUAUUAUUGAAAUCGAACCUGACAGCGACUGCUACAGAGUUUGUGCCAAAAAAAUUGAAUGUGAAGUCAUCAGCAAGUGUUCAAAACAUUCCAGAGGCUUCCAGUAGUGCUGUAGAGAUGGCCACAGAGCCUGUGAGGGUACAGGGGAGUUCUUCUGACACUAACUGGAGAGAAAGACCAAAACCUUCUCUAAAUAGUGAAUCUAGCCACAGGAAUGAUUAUAAUAAACAUAGAGAAAAUUAUAGGUAUAAUGAAGCUAAAAAUCGUAAUCGGGAGGGAUAUAGAGAUCGUGAUAACAGAGAUGAACGUGAAACUAACAGAGCUCGAGAUCGUGAUAGUAACAAUGAUGGUGAAAGAGAUGGCAACAGAGACCGCCAUCAAGACUACAACAGCCGUUAUGAUUCAAAUCAUGAGUCUAAUGGGCGUAAUGAUAGAAACCAAUCAAAAUCAAACUUUAAAUCAAAGAGAAAAGAGGAGACUGAUGCCGGCAGAACAUUCUACAAUAGCAGGAUUCCAGGCGGGCCAGAGGAACGAGUCAGGAAUGGUAAGGAGGGGUCAGGGAGGGGCCGGAACUGGCCUGGCAGUCAGAGGAUUAGAGCUUCCGAACGCAAUUACUCGGAAGAUGAACAAUAUGCAAGCAAUUAUUUGCAAUAUAGAGAUGAAAGACCAGAAAAGAAUAGAGAUGAUAGACCAGAAAGAUAUAGAGAUGGUAGACCAGAGAGAUAUAGAGAUGAAAGAUCAGAGAGAUACAGGGAUGAUAGAACAGAAAAAGCUGAGAAGAUGGAGGGUGCACAGAGUCCUGCAUUUCAGAGGAACAAAAAUGGUGAUCAAGACAAGAAACGUGGUCAAGCACACACAGAGAUGACCCAGCGGGAGAGGCUCAGUGACCAACUGGACAAGGGUACACUUGAAUGCCUAGUGUGUUGCGAACGUGUGAAGCAGGUGGACUCAGUGUGGUCGUGCACCAACUGUUACCACGUGCUGCAUCUGCGAUGCAUAAGGAAAUGGGCCAUGAGUAGUAUGGUUGAUGGCAAAUGGCGUUGCCCAGCGUGUCAGAACACGAGCGAGUCCAUACCGACGGAAUACCGCUGCAUGUGCGGCGCGAUCCGGUCCCCGGAGUACGUGCGCGGCGCCGGCGGCGCGCACACGUGCGGCAACACGUGCAAGCGGCCCCGGACUUGUCCGCAUCCGUGCACUCUGCUGUGCCAUCCGGGGCCGUGCCCGCCCUGCCAGGCCACGGUCAUUAAGCAAUGCGGCUGCGGUGCCGAAACAAGAUCAGUCCUGUGCAGCAGUAAGCUGGCCCAGGUGUGCGGCAGACUGUGUCGGAAACAGCUGUCGUGCUCCGCGCACACCUGCGACCAAAACUGCCACGAGGGCGACUGCGGCCAGUGUCGGGAGACUGUUACCCAGGUGUGCCACUGCCCGGGCGCGCGGUCGCGCGUGGUGGCGUGCGCGACGGAGGCGCGCGCGCGCGCGUACUCGUGCGGCGCCGCGUGCGGCCGCGUGCUGGCGUGCGGCGCGCACGUGUGCGCCCAGCCUUGCCAUCCGCCGCCCUGUGAGCCGUGCAAGCUGCUGCCGGAGUACAUCGCCACGUGUCCGUGCGGGAAACGCAAGUUGGAGAAAGACAAGCGCAAAUUGUGUACGGACCCGAUCCCUCUCUGCGGUAACAUCUGCGCCAAGCCGCUGCAAUGUGGGCCCGCUGGGGAUAAACACUUCUGCAAGAUUGACUGCCAUGAAGGUCCAUGUCCAACUUGCCCGGACAAGACUCUGCUGCAGUGCCGUUGUGGGCACUCGAGCCGCGAGGUGCCGUGCGCUGAUCUACCGGAAAUGUACAACAACGUGCUGUGCCAGAGGAAAUGUAACAAAAAAUUAUCUUGCGGCCGCCACCGCUGCCGCGCUACAUGUUGCGCAGCGACAACGCACCGGUGCGCCUUGGUCUGCGGCCGGUCAUUGACCUGCCAAUUGCACCGCUGCGAGAACUUCUGUCAUUCCGGACACUGCGCGCCCUGCCCCAACCUCAGUUGGGACGAGCUGCGGUGCUCGUGCGGCAAGGAAGUGGUGCUGCCGCCGGUGCGCUGCGGCGCGCGACCGCCGGCGUGCGCGGCGCCGUGUGCGCGCGCGCGCGCGUGCGGGCACGCGGUGCUGCACGCGUGCCACGCCGGCGGGUGUCCGCCCUGCGUCGUGCUCACCACCAAGAGGUGUCACGGCGGCCACGAGGAAAGGAAGACAAUUCCGUGUUCCCAAGAAGAGUUCUCGUGCGGUCUCCCGUGCGGCAAGCCGCUGGCCUGCGGCAAGCACACGUGCAUCAAGACUUGUCACAAGGGGCCGUGUGAUACCAGCAAAUGCGUGCAGCCGUGCACGGAGAAGCGUCCGAGCUGCGGGCACGCGUGCGCGGCGGCGUGUCACGCGGGCGAGGUCGCGGGCGCCGGCGGACCGUGUCCCAGCACGGCGCCGUGUCGCCGCCUCGUUCGCGCCAGCUGCGCCUGCGGCCGCCGCGGCGCCGACCGCUCCUGCCACGACAACGCUAGAGACCUCGCCAAAAUAAUGAGCGCGAUGGCCGCUACGAAGAUUCAAGAGGGCGGCACCGUUGAUUUGUCCGACGUGCAGCGUCCAGGGAACAUGUUGAAAACUUUGGAGUGCGACGACGCGUGCCGCAUGGAGGCGCGCGCGCGGCAGCUGGCGCUGGCGCUGCAGAUCCGCAACCCGGACGUGUCGGCCAAGCUGGCGCCGCGCUACUCCGACACGCUGCGCAGCGUCGCGCAGCGGGAGCCCGCCUUCGCCGCGCAGGUGCACGACCAGCUCACGCAGCUGGUGCACAAGGCCAAGAAGUCGAAACAAAAGACGCGUUCACACUCGUUUCCAUCAAUGAACUGGCAGAAGCGACAGUUCAUACACGAGAUGUGCGAACACUUCGGCUGCGAGAGUGUGGCGUACGACGCUGAGCCCAAUAGGAACGUUGUCGCUACAGCGGACAGAGAAAAGUCGUGGCUGCCCGCCAUGAGCGUGCUGGAGGUGGUGUCGCGUGAGGCGGGCAAGCGGCGGGUGCCCGGGCCCGUGCUGCGGGCGUCUGCGCAACACAAAUCAACGACCCCCAGCAGUGGUGCUAGUGGUAGUGGCUGGGCCACCCUCACAUCCACCAACGCUUGGGCAGCGCGCAGCAACGCGCGGCCGCAGCCGCAGCCGCAGCCGCAGCCGCAGCCGCAGCCGCAGCCGGCCGCACAACAACCCGCCGCGGACAAGAUAGAUUAUUUCGACAACCCGCCGGAGAAUUGAUUGGUUCCAUGUGGCUGAGGGGGAGGGGGGGUGAAGGGGACGUGGAUUUAAGUGGGAUGAAAUUCAAAGAAAAUAUUGCUAAAUUCGAAAAUACUGUCUUACUAUAGAUUUUGAAUGAUGUCUAAUGUGAAUGCGUUGUCCAUCCAUUUUCAGAUUUAAUGACAGUUUCUAAUUGUCAUAGUGUUUUCAUUCUGGGCGGAUUAUAUAUUUUAGUGUUUAACUUUGGACAUGAUUCAUUUUUUUUUGUAGUAAGACCGAGCGAUUAACCGGUUAGUUAAUAAAUUAAAAGUUUUAAAACGUGGGUUUUUGAACAAUAAAGUUUUUGGGUUAUUGCGUCACUGCCGUAGAUGAAAAUAAUUCGUCCACUUUUUGGGAAAAUUCUCAACUUGUCGGACACAAACAACUAAUUGAAGGGCAGUGCCGUGCCUUCUUCAUGUCGAGUCGGAAUGGCUAUUGAAACUGUAUUGGAAUAGUAUGUGGCACGCUGAUCGCUAUGAAUAAUAAAGUAAUACACGUGUUGUUAUAUCGUGCUAAUGGUUAAAAGUUGUCGUCUAUUUAAUGUGUAUAAUGAUAAUGGCCUUUACCCCCUCAGCCACGAGUUAUACUGUGAGGAAUAGGUUACAAAUUCUUUGCUAAAAAUAUUAACUGUUUUAAAACCGCACAAAAAGAGUUAACAAAUAAACAACAAAUUGAUAGCGAGACUUGGUUUUAAUCAUUUCAACUGUAAACAGAGAAUACUUUAGCCCGAAAUGGGUGAAUGAGAUCAGAUCGUACGCGGCCCAAUCGGUUUGCGAUCCUAUUGUUAUUCAAUUGUCUUUAUUAUCUCUUGGCUCGAAGGUUUAAAACAAUAUUAUAGGCUGGACCUUGUCAAAGGCGAUACAUAAUAGGAGACAAAAUGUAAGCGAUCUGUCCCGUUUCUUUUCUUAUAUUUCUAAUACUCUUCUCUUUCUUGCAUAGGAGAAAUAAAGACGUCUGGAGUUUUCUCUGUCUUGAAUUGAAUAUGACCUGGUGAAGAAAUUCUUGAAUUGUAGAAUUUCAUAUCAGAUUUUCAUGAAAAUAAAAACACUCAAUUAUAAUGUUUUAGAAGAAAGCGACUGUGUUCAUUAUUUAUAGACCUUUUAUUUAAGAAGACACCCAUAAAAACAUUUUUGUUUUUUCGCCAGAGUCGUAUGUUUACGAUCGACAACUGAAAGUUUAGCUAUCAAAGGGUUAAAAAAAUUCACUGUUUUUGAGAAUAACUUGGUGGUCUCCAAAAUAUAAUACGGCGGCGUUUGUCUAAUAUAAAGAUUAUUAUAAUAGUGUAAUUUUUUAUAAAUGUAUGUUCAUUUCUUAUACACGAAAUCACAUAGUAGGUACUCAUAUAGUUCGUUUCAUGUAGCGGGAUAUAUUUUGUAUACAUUUUUUUGUAACAAUUCGCACUGAUUUUCAUACCAUAGUUAACGGAACGAGUGUGGAACGUAGCUGAUUUUAUAGAAAAAUAUAAAAGGUAUUGCAUUGCCAAGUAGGGGACUCAGAAAUGUCUUAUAAAAAAAUGGUUAAAAUCAAAGAACAAGAUAAUUCAGAUGUGCUUAAGUUAAGCCUGUUUUCAUCACUUUUCUUUAUAGUCACAUGUAAUUAAUAUUUAAAACUUUGGGUCGCAUUUUGAUUUAAUUACUAGUAAAUUACUGUUUGAACCAAGAUAUAUAUAGCAUGUCUAUAUUUAGAGUAAAAAAAUGAUAGAGCUGUGUCAAUAGCAACACUGGCUGUUUUUCGACCAAUCACAACCAUUUAAUUUGGUAUUGCAAUAAUAAUAAAAACUAUCUUUAUAGACAUGCUGUAUGUUGUAUUUUACAUCAUUUAGUGCAUGAAAAUUAAUUAUAGUAGAAAUCUUCUAUGUAAGAAAGUCGGAUGAGUCAGACAGAUGAGUUACUUCUCUUAUAUUUUGCUUUUGAGAUAUUUAGAUACAUGAUGACCCUUCUCUGUUAGUAUUCUACUUAAAUAUGAAACUUUAUAACGACAGAUAUUAAUAAAUGUAUGUAAAAAGAUGUUGUAUUCAGAAUAAUCUUCAGAAAAUCAACACAUAUAAUAAAUAUAAAUUUAAGAAAGUGCACCAUAUUUGUCAAAUACAGCAGCCUGUUUGCAUAUCGUAUGAGACUCACUUAGAAUGGGAUUAUAACGGAAUUACACGGAAAAUUGUUUAUUCAAAAGUCAACUAUGAAUCAAAAAUUACGAUAUUUUUUUUCAUUCACUGCUGUAUUUUUUAUAUAUUUUUUUGUUUUGGUUGUAACUGUAUAAGGAUUUUUACAGGACGAUUUCGGUGAGAUAUCUUUUUAGGUAUAACUUUUUAUAUGAAAUGUAAGACUUAAUUAUGUAUGUAUAAAGACUUACCUAUGAUUGUUUUUUAGGGUGUGCGCAAUUUCGUGGAAUACCUAGGUGAACCACGGGUUAAAGCGAAAUAUCUUGAAAAUUUGUAAUUUAUGAAUUAUAUUUACAACCCUGCGUAUAAGUCGGGAUGAAUAAUAACGGUAAUAUCUUUAUGUAGUGUUAAAACAGAUGUGAAAUUAAAUUUUGGUUGGAAAUAUCUAAAUAAUAAAUUACCCAGUGGAAAGUCUUAAAAAAUAAUAAAAACAAAAUGUCUGAAAUUGUCCUGUUUGCUCCGGUCUUACCAUUAAUGAAUGCUAUGAAAUAAAUAUGGGGUGUACUGUAUACUUAUAGUAAUCAUACACGAAUUUACCGAAGGUGUAGGGAUGAACUCUUAUGAACAUUAUCGAUGUAAUUUGGUGUAGACGAUGAAUAUAGUAACGAAUUCGCUGUUGUACAGGCGACAUGCUAAUAAAAUGUUACAUAUUUGUUAA
Plodia interpunctella (Indianmeal moth) is the source of this 6866-nucleotide messenger RNA. RefSeq names its product shuttle craft (gene stc). Lineage: Eukaryota; Metazoa; Arthropoda; Insecta; Lepidoptera; Pyralidae. Gene Ontology annotation, biological process: negative regulation of transcription by RNA polymerase II. The record is from RefSeq and is a predicted model, not a curated record. The transcript is spliced from 17 exons. The coding region runs from base 376 to 4032 and encodes 1218 amino acids. Gene Ontology annotation, cellular component: nucleus. Gene Ontology annotation, molecular function: zinc ion binding; DNA-binding transcription factor activity, RNA polymerase II-specific; RNA polymerase II transcription regulatory region sequence-specific DNA binding.